UCUCGUUACUACUACUACUACUGCCAGUGGUGCGGCUACGGUCAUAGAGCCUAGUGGUCGCCUGUUCGCGAUACGUUGUUGGGCUUGAGCUGUCCUAUCGGGCCGUUGUUGUCGUUGUCGCUGCUGCUGUUGUUGUUGUUGGAGGCGGCAGCGGUUCUCUGUCGCUCGCCGCCAAUGUGUGUGCACGGUCCUGUGGGCCUGUGCCGUCGCCGCUGCCUCCGAUGGUGCCGUUGAGGAGUCAUGUGGUGAGCACAUCUGCCACGCGCCAACCAGCGCGCUCUUCGACUAUCGGGGGCCACCUCUCUCCCUCGACAGAUGCGCGAUUGAUAUAUAAACGACCGGCUCUACCUGAGUCGGGUACCAGUCUCAUGUUGACGAGCAUCGAUCGAGGAACUCCUUUUAGGCGGACAGUCAGAUUAGGUGAACUGCAACUAACGCUAUAGAACUCGAUUCACUUAAACAAGAAGCGGAUUCAAAUCGCAAACGAAAUCAAUGCAAGUUUUACAGAUAGUGAGCUGGCAGCAGUGCUGAUUAUGCGUCAGUGAUCUUCAAUAAACGUUUGUUCCUAAUGUGCAACUAUUGACAUUCUACAGAGACGUCAUGUCUACGGUGCCAGUGAAUCGCGUGCCACGCAGCGAGCCCAGCUCGCCUGUCAUGGAUUACUCGAAGGAUUACUUUGUGGAACCCAUGUUGCCAAGGCUUCAGCGCAGACUCAGCGCAACGAAGAAGUGCCGUACCUGCCACAAGAUUGUGUACUUCACCGGUAUCCGCUGCAAACACUGCGGGUAUAUCGCUCAUGAGACGUGUGCAGAUGCCGCACCUCACGUUUGCACCGGUGGCGAACUCCUGCGUCGUCGUCGGUGCCACCAAACCGCGUUCCCGUUCACGCCGGAGGCCAUUUCAGCCGCUGCGGCCACGUGUAGCACGGGCUCUGCUUCCGCCCCUGCGUCGCCCAAGAGUCCAAAAUCACCCAUAUCGCCUACAGAGUUUCUGAAGACGGCUUUUUCAUGGAUGAAAGGCACAAAGAAGUCAUCUGCCCCAGUCACUGCUUCUAUGCCCGCCAGCCCAUCGACCCCGGCCAAGAAAGCUGUCGCCGAGCUUACAGAAGAUCGUAGCGCGACUUGGUCUUCGCCCGAGCGCGUGUUGUCUUCUGUACCAGAGCAAGCAUCGGCUAUCGCUAACGAGGACUCCGACAACGCCGUGUCUGAAUGGUGCAUCCCGGCUAAGGAUCUGCAGUUCGAGCAGCGCCUGCGACACGGGCGAGAGAACGACAUUUACGAGGGCCGUUGGCACGGGGCCGUCUCCAUUUACACGUUCAAGCGAUCGCAAGAACUCUGGUCUCAAGUGAAUCGUCUCAUGCAAGUUCGUCAUGAGAACUGCUCGCUGUUUAUGGGAGCCUGUAUCGAGCGUAACAACUUGGCGAUCGUCACUUCACCACGAAACGGUCCCCAGGUUUCGGAGGCCAAAUCGCAGCUCAAUGUCGACGAGAAGCUUUCCGUAGCACGUCAGGUCGCCCAAGGAAUGGGUUACCUCCACGCCAAGGGUAUUGUGCAUGGAAAGCUGAACACAAGCAAUGUACUACUAGAAAAGCGCCGUGCUAAAAUCUGCCUAUUGGAUCAAAGUUUUGGCGAAGUUGACAAGGUCCGUGAAGGCUAUGGAUGCCUGCUCAAAGACACGGUGGCAUUUUGGGCUCCUGAAUUAGUGAAGAAGAUUCACAUUAACGGAGCUAAGGUCUCCGUACGUCAUCCGUUUACCCGUGCGGCAGAUGUAUAUGCUUUUGGAAGCUUCUUAUUUGAGCUGUUCACUGGUCAGCAACCGUUCGAAGGAGAGUCGAUCGAGGCAACGCUGUAUAAAAUUGGCAACGGGCUCACGGCCGAUUUUAAGAGCCACUCCGAGAUUCCUCGUCCUAUCCGUGAUCUCAUCGUAAAAUGUUGGUCGGUUGUGCCUCAAGAUAGACCUACAUUCAAGCAUAUUUUGUCCUUUCUUGAGGAGAACAAACUCGCCUGCUCAGCACUUCACAGACGACAUAGCUCUUCUACGCCUAAUCGCCUUGACCGCAUUGGGCUUGGCCUUGUCCGCUAACUACGAGUGCAGUGAACACAUUUCGAACUUCUCUUGCCGCGCAUAAGCAGUGGCAGUCCUAAGGGUGCCAAAACGCUUUCAUCGCCACCUCCACCGAUGCCGACCAUUCCGAACCCGAGUGUCUAGUCAUUCUAUUGUAUUCUUUACCAUUGUUUACUGUCGUUGAUUAAUAUACCUCUGUUGUUCACUGUACUUUAUCAAUGUUGACGAUGGAUUCAUCAUGUUGAGAGAUUCUCAUUUUUACCUGAAACGAAAACACGUAAAUGCUGUCAAUGAAGCCCCAACACUCCGAGGAAAAAAAAACAAACCACAAGGUGAAAAAUCAAAGAAGGUGUGACCUAGUCAUUUUGCGCACAACUUACCAAGUACCAACUAAGUUAAAAGAAGCGAGAAGGAAAUAAACAGGAUUCCGAUUCACAUCAAAUUCAAAUGUGUCUUUGACCUACCCGUUUAGCUAGCAGUUUAAAUGUUAAAGCUUUAACGUUUAAGUAAAAAGAGUUACUUGUCGAACCAGUUUUAGCAGACGAGAAAGACCGGUAUAACCAGUUAGUCUGGCGACACGCCUCUACCAGUUACUAUUUAGAUAAAUAUAUAUACACUAAGAGGCUAACCAGCUUUCGUUCAGCUGGAUUUUUGCGACGAACGUUACUGGACCUCGCUCGAAAUCAUCGAACUGACUGGUUGACCCGUUACCCUGUUCAGGUUACUGUCGUACAACAACUUCAUGCAUAAACUUUUCUAAAUUUUGCCAGAUCAAGCUAGCUAUGUGUGUAUAGCAUGGGGUAGAAUAGUGGAGGCCGAUGGCAUACGCGUCCUUGCUGGGAUCAGCUGGUCAGCGCUUCGAAGCCCAGGCUCUGACGAAAACUAGCUCGACCGACGGCGGCUAGCAUGAGCCACCCACGCGAGUACAAGGUAGAGGCCGAUAUAGAACUCAGCGAGCUAAAUCUACUGUGCCCUCGAGUCGUAAGCACCCUUGCGUUUCGAGUUUUGAACUUCGAGUCGCUUUACCGCCAGCCGAACGAGGAGCAGGGUGAUCAGGGGUUUCGCGGGGAGCCAGUAGCGACGCCCGCAGGGCGGUGGCACCACUACUGCGUGUAAACCUUGGACCGUUAUGACUCACAACCACCUGGUUCUAGAGACAUGGUCGGACAGACAACGAGCAGAGCAGGGCGACUCGUCGCGCUGCUAGUUCGGUACCAUCGGCACUACCGCUUCAGGCUUCUACUUGCCAGUCACUGAGCAGCCGAUCGACCCGAGGCUUGAGCUUAAACCUGAGUUUGGCAUGGCCCGACCCGAUUCGAUCCUAUAGCUUAUGCCCAGGUAGACGACCCCCUUGGGUAGAGUAUAUCUCCUGUGCUAGCCAGAAUGACUCCUCUCGGAGGGUUGGCAUCCCACCUCGCAUCUCAUCCAUAUAGAUGCGUGUCUGUAAGUUGCGUGUACCGUCUAGUUCAGCAAUCUCUCCGCAGCGUCAGACAGAUAGAGGGGAGUUAGUGGAGAAAGACUAACUGCCAGCCUUCGCUUUAUCUAGGACGACUUCGAAGAGGCGACGAUGAAUUGGAGGGGACGCUCAAAGGGCUCCAGGGGAGCUUAACUCAGCUUCGGUAGCUGCAUAAACCUAAGCAACAGAAGGAGCUUGGAUGAAUCGCAAAGGAGCAGACCCUGGACACGCUUUGGAUGUUGGUCAUAGCUGAUUCCAGGGGAUCGAGCAAGCCUUGCGAAUUAGGUAGGUUGGCCGACUGCUAAGGGGGCUUCAGCCGUAGUAGUCACGACCCAAUGGCCAUGUGAUCUAUGUUGCCCAUAAAUCAGGUGUUAAAUACGUUGGAUUUAUAUGCAUGCAACUAAAACAUAUUGAUGGUGGACA
Varroa destructor (honeybee mite) is the source of this 3943-nucleotide messenger RNA. RefSeq names its product kinase suppressor of Ras 1-like. Gene Ontology annotation, molecular function: protein serine/threonine kinase activity; ATP binding. The record is from RefSeq and is a predicted model, not a curated record. Gene Ontology annotation, biological process: protein phosphorylation. Lineage: Eukaryota; Metazoa; Arthropoda; Arachnida; Mesostigmata; Varroidae.